AUCCCUCGAGACGAUAUAUCAAGUGGUGAUUCGCUUAAUGAUCACUUCAUGCCAAGGGUAGAAGAUUAUAAAGCUUUGAAAAAGGAAUAUGAAGAUUUGCAUACUACACAUUCAGCAGCUGUUGAAAAAAUGGACAUGAUGAAAGAUGAAAUUAAUCAACUAAAAAAACAAUGUAAUGAAUUAUUUAAAGAACGGGAUAUAGCUUUCCGAGAAAGAGAUGCUUCAAAACAGCAGUGUACAGCUGCUAUACGUCGAUGGAAUUUAACAAUUCAAGAACGUGAUUAUCUUCAAGAAACUAUACAUAUAGUUCAACAACAACAUGAAGAAGCAGUCAAAGAGAUGAAAGUUGCCGUUGCUUAUAGUGUAAAACUUAAUAAGGAACUUAAAGAAUUGAAUGAAGCUCAUGAUGCUGAUGUUAAAGAAUAUAGACUCAUUAUGAGUGAGCGUGAUAGUGUUCAUAAUGAUCUUGAAAAGCUCUCUAAAGAAUUAUCUCAAGCUUACAACAAAAAUAAAUCAUUGGAAAAUGAAAUCAAAUCUUGUAGAGAUGAAAAAAAAACUCUACAACUGCACUUUGAAUCAUUAAAACGUGAAUUAUCAUCAGCAUUGCAUGAUCGUGAUAAAGCACUUAGAGAAUGUAAUAAUUACCAGGAAAGAUUUGGUGAGAUAACAGCUAAAAAUGAAUCUCAAAGAGAAUUUAAGAGCCACUUAUAUUAUGGCUUAAGUAGAGAAAUAGAAAAUAGAAAAGAUUCACGAGAAAAAGUAGCUUCUUUAGAUUUAUUUAACUCUUGUCAAAAAGAACGUAUGGAUAAUCUAGAUCAAGCUAAUCAGGAAAUUGAACGUUUAAGAAAAUUAGCUGAUAAAUAUCAUAAUGAAUUAGAAGAGUCUCUAGACGAAGCAGAGGUAUCUAAAAGACGCCGUGAUUGGGCUUUUAGUGAACGUGAUAAAAUUGUGUUGGAGCGUGAAAGUAUACGAAUCCUCUGUGACAGUUUAAGAAAACAGCGCGAUGAUGCUGUGAGCAAAUUAGCGCGUGCUAUUAGAGACUGUGAUGAUAUAAUGAAACAAAAAAAUGAUACUGCUAAAGAACUCAAUGUUAUUAAGGAAAAAUUGGAAGCUCAAUUAGAAAGAGAAGUUAAUUCACUACAAUUACAGGCUACAUGUCGUUAUAGUCAAGACUCUGCAAUAGAUACCGAUCAUCAAGACUGGGAUACAGAAAUAUUAAAUAUUGAUAUGGGUGAAUUAGGGACAAAUGAAGAUUUAGGGAUUGAUUUACUUGGUGGAAAAGAUGCUCCUUUGUGUCCCAACAAUAAUGCAAUUUAUAUAUCAUCUAUCAAUAAAGGAAGUGUUGCAGCAAGGAAAUUGAGAGUUAAUGAUUGUAUUUUAAGAGUGAAUAGCCUUGAUUGUACAUCAAUUAGUAAGGAAUUAAUUUUGGAGACUAUGCAAUCAUUAAACAGUGCUACUUUGGUUGUAAGACGAAGAAAGCCUGCUUUCCCAUCUAGGAGUAUUUUCACAACUCAACUCGAAGUAAAUAAUUAUGAUCAUGGAAUCUCAUUGGAAACUGGUAUAUACAUUAAUAAAAUAACACCUGGAUCAAUGGCUGCUAAAGAUGGAAAUUUAGAUGUUGGUGAUAGAGUAUUAAGUAUUAACAACAUAACAUUAGAUAAUGUAAAAGAUUCAAGAGAAGCUAUGCUAUUAUUGUAUGAACUUGGUGAUAUAUUAACUAUUACCACUAUAAAAUCUACAUAUUGUGCUGGAAAUUGUGGUUCCCGUCCAAAUCGUGAUAUUUAUAAAAAAUAUAUUAAUAGUACAACACAGACAGAUAAAUCUAGUAAUUCAAUACAUCAAGAACCUUAUCAAAAACCUCAAUAUGUUCAGUCAAGAAGAAUGAGGACUAAUGUACCAGAAAAACCUCAUAGAAAUCCAUUAUCUGUCAAUAAUUCUACCUCUGAACGAGAUCAAGAAGAUGGUAUAGCAGAAUUAGAUCCUGUAAUUGAUGCUUUUAGACCACAUCCUUUACCCCCCACUACUACUAAAUAUCCAAGUCAACAUAGAAAAUCUAAGGAAUUAGACAAGAUAAGUGGCACUUGGCCAAAAGCAAGAAGUAUUCCUGUAAUUGAACAUGGAACUGGUACAAUACAUCAUCCUCGUAAAAAUAAAGAACGUUUACCAUUAUCCGUACUUUUAAAUAGUUCUCCGUCUUGGUCAUCUCAAAAUAAUUCAAAAAACUGAUACUUCAUCUAUAGAUUUCUCUGUCAAAUCUGGUAAAGUUGGUAAAGAUGUAAUGGACUGUUAUGUUAAAAAGAUAACUGGUAAAUAUAAAAAUAGCGAUACUGAAAGUAAUGCUGAGGAUAGCCUUGGAG
This is a messenger RNA of Acyrthosiphon pisum (pea aphid), 2357 nucleotides long. Its product is annotated as disks large homolog 5-like. Gene Ontology annotation, biological process: negative regulation of hippo signaling. Bases 49 to 2226 code for a protein of 725 amino acids. Gene Ontology annotation, cellular component: plasma membrane. The transcript is spliced from 7 exons. The record is from RefSeq and is a predicted model, not a curated record. Gene Ontology annotation, molecular function: protein binding. NCBI's taxonomy places the organism in Eukaryota, Metazoa, Arthropoda, Insecta, Hemiptera, Aphididae.